AUGAGCCAGGACACCAGGUUGCGGCACAAGAUCAUGAUCGGGUUCACCUGGGAGCCGGGAUAUGAGCUCAUAUCUGUCAGGAAUGAUCUGGUCACGUUUUGUGUGCAAGAACCGUUCAGAAAGCAGUCAGUUCAGAAAGAUACAGACAGACAGUCAGAAGUACAGUCCAGAAUCCAUGUUAGUACCAGUAAAACUGCAACCAGGCAGACAGUAUCAGUUCAGACACUGCACCAGGCAGUUAUACAAGUAUCGACCCAGUGUAACUUACCCCUUCAAACCGCAAUUAUUGAGUGUGUUAGGGGCCGUGACAUGCGUCUGUCUUUACGUGAACUGCAUGAAGAAAGCCAGGAAAACGAAGGUCUUAUUUUGACGACAUGGGAGUUUUCAAACAGACGUCUGUUAACACAGAGCGCAUCUUUCGGACGGAGGGGUAUCCUGCAUCCACCACCCACUUCUGUUAUCCAAGUUCAUUGUGGCCGCCAGCUUUGGUACCUCUUUCAGUGUCGCGUUAAAAAGCAUGACAAGUUGAUACAUGCGUACCAUGACUGGGAUUCUGACUUCGUUAAUGACCCAAAGCAAUGGAAAGCAGAAGUUGUUGUCCUUGAGCCCAGUAAUGUCCUAGGACAACAUUUUUACACUACUACAACUUUGUCAAAAACUGUUUCGGGUCGGGUUGAUACUUAUAUACAUGGGGUCAAAAUCGAGAGAGUUCUGUACUUCCAACUGAGGGAUCUCCUCUUUCAACUGAUUUUGUACCUUGAAGAUGGGCUGAACACUGAUAGCAUAGAAAAUGAUUUGUCCAAAUUCAAGGUCAAUACAGCUGAAGGGCUUCUUGACAUAGUUGCACUCAGCAACUUGCUCCUCUCUCUUCCUGCCUUAGACAUUGUCACUAUUUUUGAUGCUCGUAAACCAGAUGCAUAUUGGCCACUCAGCGAGGGGAGACGGGCAUAUUUUGACAUAAUAUAUUGUCUUCAGGAGCAGUACUCUCUGAUUCUCUUUCCCGACACACCACUUGCCCAUGAUGCAUUCACCAAACCUUUAGAUUCUCUGGUCUCACCUCGCAUUGCUGAUUUUGCAAAGACUUCUGCCAUUUAUUUUGCAUGGUCUUUGAUACUAUCUGCAAGGAAAGCACAGGGUUGGUGGAAGGUGUACUUGAAAGCCUUCAAACAGCCCACUUUCUUCAUCUGGCCAAGGGCCCGUCCACUUGAUGCAACUGUAGAUGAAUGGGCAGUGAUGGUGGUGAAAGAAAGAGUUGCUGAAGUCAUGCAAUCUCUGGACUGA
Molecule: messenger RNA, 1281 nt
Organism: Desarmillaria tabescens
Lineage: Eukaryota; Fungi; Basidiomycota; Agaricomycetes; Agaricales; Physalacriaceae
Exons: 10
Coding region: 1-1281 (426 amino acids)
Source: RefSeq, a predicted model, not a curated record